CAAUCCUUUGGACGUUCUCAGUACGUAGAGCUCUCCUAUCCAGCCGUUUUCGAUAUUAGUUUUUAUUUAUGUAAUUUUAGUUUAACUUAUAACUUGAAUGCUGUGAAUGCGCCAUCACUGGUCGCACAUAAACAAACUGCCAGCGUUGUCGAGGGAGGCGGGAUUUAAAGUGUUACUACUACAGAGUCACAGCUUUGCAUGGCAUAUACUGUAGACGUCGGCGAGACGGAUCCCUCGGGAAAUGUACUCCAUAGUGGAGAUCAAAGGGGUAAAAUGUGGAUAUCGCUGUGGCUACUGUGGGACCGCAGGAGGCAAAGCUUCGUACGGCAUGUGGUCCCAUACUAUGUCGGUGCAGGACUACCAAGAUCUCAUCGACAGAGGCUGGAGAAGAAGUGGCAAAUAUGUUUACAAACCAAUUAUGAAUAAGACAUGCUGUCCACAAUACACCAUCAGGUGCCACGCUUUGAACUUCAAUCCCUCGAAGACUCACAAAAAGACCUUGAAGAAGGUGAACAGGUUCCUCUCCAAAGGAGAGAUGCCGGUAGAGAAUGAAGGACAUGAAGGUUUGUUGGAAGAUAUCAAAGGUCGUCUAAAGCCUCUCUCUUCCAUACUUCAGCGGACAGUGGCUAUAGCUGCAGGAAAAACCCAGUUGUUUUUGUCAGGAGAGCCUAUGGACUCUGUGCACGAAGAGGGUGUUCAGCCACCUCCUCAAGACCCUCUGAAAAUAGACCGCAGCGAAGUACAGGACAUCAGCACCAGCCCAGACACAGACACCGCCAACUCAACUGCACCAACAACGCCCAGAGAUGACGCAGAGAAAACUAACGCUAAUGUUACACCCAAACCAGGUAAGGGAGCCGAUCCCACCAGGCCUUUGUGUCGGAAAGCUAAGGACCUCAGGAAAGAGAGACGACUUCAAAAGGAGCAACAGAAGCAGCAAGAAGCAGCGUCUUCCUCCGUCAAUCCCACCCCGACGAAACCUUCAUCCAGUCAGCCCAAAUCAUUGGAGGAAUUCAUUACCGAGUCGUUACCCAGCGACCCUCUGCACCGUUUAGAGGUGAGGCUAGUGCCGGUCAGCUUUGAGGACCCGGACUUCUCGGCGUCGUACGAGCAGUCAGCAGCGCUGUACACACGCUACCAGAUGACCGUUCACGGCGACGCUCCGUACGAGUGCGGGGAGAGCGAGUUCAAGAGGUUCCUCUGUGACUCUCCUUUAGAGGCUGAGACCACUCCCGACGGCCCUGAUGUGGGCUACGGCUCGUUUCAUCAGCAGUAUUGGUUGGAUGGCAGAAUAGUAGCUGUAGGAGUUGUGGACAUCCUUCCCCCUCCUGUGUGUCGUCCGUGUACCUGUACUACCACCCCGACUUCUCCUCGCUCUCAUUGGGCACCUACUCUGCUCUCAGGGAGAUUGCCUUCACCAGGCAGUUGCAGCAGCAGUCGCCCAAACUGUCCUACUACUAUCUGGGUUUCUACGUCCAUUCAUGUCCCAAGAUGCGCUAUAAGGUACAGUUUGGGUCUGAGAUCAACCCACAGCCUUCAUUUCAGUUCAUCUCUGCACUGAUCAAUAUCUCCUAAC
Molecule: messenger RNA, 1576 nt
Organism: Puntigrus tetrazona (Sumatra barb)
Lineage: Eukaryota; Metazoa; Chordata; Actinopteri; Cypriniformes; Cyprinidae
Product: arginyl-tRNA--protein transferase 1-like
Exons: 11
Coding region: 242-1561 (439 amino acids)
Biological process (GO): protein arginylation
Cellular component (GO): cytoplasm
Molecular function (GO): arginyl-tRNA--protein transferase activity
Source: RefSeq, a predicted model, not a curated record